Molecule: messenger RNA, 2763 nt
Organism: Harmonia axyridis
Lineage: Eukaryota; Metazoa; Arthropoda; Insecta; Coleoptera; Coccinellidae
Gene: Vps16A
Product: vacuolar protein sorting-associated protein 16 homolog
Exons: 6
Coding region: 178-2691 (837 amino acids)
Biological process (GO): intracellular protein transport; vacuole fusion, non-autophagic; endosomal transport
Cellular component (GO): cytoplasm; lysosomal membrane; HOPS complex
Molecular function (GO): actin binding
Source: RefSeq, a predicted model, not a curated record
GACAUGUUUACAAACUUUUCUAAUUAUCUUUACCUUCGAAGUGGGAGGAUUUGCACUAUUUGCAGUUCUUUAUGCAGAGUAUCUAACAUAACUAAUUCUUUAGUUUGUAGUUGUUGAAAAAUUCCUUUUGUUGUCUGGUAUAAUAAUUGUUGAACCUUACUAAAAAUAAGCUAGAAAAUGUCUACUGCAAUUCUUAUAGCCGAUUGGUUUAUGCUGGGUAGAGAUAUAUACUACAGAAAAUUUGAAUUGUAUAACAUGAAUUGGUCAGCCGAGGUGAAUUUGGAGAACUAUACUGUAUCCUCAGCCCAAUGUGGAGGCCCUAUUGCCAUUAAGAGAGAUUCGAAAAAAAUUGUGAAGGAAAGUGGCCAACCUAUUAUUUCUAUAUUUUCUGGCUCUGGAAACAACAUUACUUCUUUCAAAUGGACUAGAAGGCCAAUUAUUAAAAUGGGAUGGUCAAACAAAGAAAAAUUUGUUUGCAUACAAGAUGAUGGAAUGAUUGUUAUUCAUGACAUGUUUGGGAAAUUCAUACAUACUUUUCUGAUCAACCAGAAAGUGCAAGAGUUGAAAGUUAUAGAUGCAGAGAUAUUCACAAGUCCUCAAAAUUGUACCGGAGUUGCUGUUUUAACCUCUAAUGAUAAAGUUUUCUUAGUGAAUAAUAUAAUAGAUCCCAAAUGUAGACAAUUGUCUGAACUUCCAAAAGGUUUGAAACCCAAUUGCUGGAUUGUGGUAGCUGAAGAGCCCCAAACAGAGGUUCUUAUGGCUUGUGGAAAAGAACUCUAUCGUCUUAAGCAAGAUGAGCAUCACACAAGUGUUAUGCUUGAACCAGAAAUUUCAAACGAGUUUCAUACAAUAUUGAAGAUGUCUGUAUCUUUCAAUGCUCGUCAUAUUGCAUUAUUUACUGAUUCAGGUCAUCUUUGGCUCGGAUCAUCUAAUUUCAGGAGUAAAUAUUGUGAGAUAGAUACCAAUCUAAUAUAUACCCCUAAGCAGUUAAUUUGGUGUGGCAAUGAAGCAGUUGUAGCUUACUGGGAAAGACAGAAUACAAUUUUAAUUGUUGGCAUAAAUGGUCAAAAAAUGUCAUUUAUUUAUGAUGGUUCUGUUCAUAUAGUACAAGAAAUUGACGGGGUCAGGAUAAUUUCCAAUAACACUCAUGAGUUACUUCAGAAGGUGCCCCAUGUUGUACAGAAAAUAUUUCGCAUUAAUAGUACCGAACCAGGAAGUUUCCUGCUCGAAGCCUCAAAACAGUUCCAGAAGCGCAGCCACAGAGCAAACGAGUACAUUUCUCUAGUGAAAAAGGAUUUACUUACUGCAGUUGAACAGUGCAUAGAUGCAGUAGGUUAUGAGUUUGACACUGAGAUCCAGAAGAGACUGGUGCGUGCAGCCCAGUUUGGUAAAUGCUUUAUACCUAACGCUAAUACUGAAAAAUAUGUCAAUAUGUGCAGAUUAUUGAGAGUGCUGAAUGAGGUCAGAAAUCCAAGGAUUGGGAUUCCAAUAACUAUGACCCAACUGACUUAUUUAACCAAUAAAGUGUUAUUAGAUAGAUUGAUUACCAGGAAGGAGUACUAUUUGGCAUUACAGAUUGCCAAAUAUCUUCGAAUGCCUGAUAGAGAGGGAAAAAAUCAUAUAUUAGUGCAUUGGGCAAAGUAUAAGGUGAAUCAAUCCCAAUUGGAAGAAGAAACUGUGGCUCGAGAAAUUGCUGAAAAGUUAGGUUAUACUCCUGGUAUAUCUUAUAGUGAAGUGGCUUAUGCAGCUGCUGAAUGUGGCAAGAAAAAAAUAGCUAUCAAACUCUUAGAUUACGAAUCAAAAGCCAGUGAUCAAAUUAAUUUACUGUUAGUAUUAGGAGAAACCUCUCCUGCUCUGGUUAAGGCCAUACAAAGUGGAGAUAUGGAUUUGGUUUAUACUGUUAUCUUGAAAUUGAGAGAUAAUAUGGCACUUGGAGAUUUCAAGAUGACUAUUCGUGGAUUUCCCAUUUCCCAAGCUCUGUAUAUUAAAUAUUGUAAGAAGCAUAACAUCCAAGCUUUGAAUGAAAUAUAUAUACAGGAAGAUGAUUUCACUUCCCAAGCUGAAAUGUUCAUUUUACAAAGCAUGGAUGACGAGAAAUCUCAUAUGAAGGAUUCCUUCCUGUCUUCAGCUGCUGAGGCCUAUAGGAAAGGAAGAAAAGACCUUUAUGCCUCUAUGUGUGAUGAAUCAUUAAGACUUGUUCGCUAUCAAAGGGAAAUUGAAGAUACCCUUAAUGCUAGAAAUGAAUUUCAAGGAAAAUCUGUACAUGACACUUUCAAGCUGUUGCUUGAAAAGAAGGAGUAUAAGCUUGCAGAGAAGCUGAAGAAUGACUUCAAGAUGUCGGAUCGUAGAUAUUUCUGGUUAAAAAUUGAACAUCUGGCCGAAAUCAAUGACUGGAUUGAAUUGGAAAAGUUCUCGAAGAUGAAAAAAGGAAAUUUGAGCUUUGCUGCAUAUGUUGAUGUGUGUCUACAGUAUAAUAACAGGAAUGAGGCUCUUAAGUAUUUGCCAAAAGUGAGCGAUUCUGUUAAGGUCAAGUAUUAUACUAAGGCAGGUUGCCUAGAAGAAGCUGCAAAAAUUGCUUAUACUCAAAAGGAUGUUCAGGGUCUCCAAUAUGUCCAAAGUAAAUGUGUGAGCCAACCUACCCUCUAUGAAAAAAUAAAUGGAAUGAUAACCCAGCUUGAUUUAAGAAGAUAGAUUUAUGUAUUCUUUUUAUAUUCUGUGAUAUAUCAAAGUAAAUUAUAUUAAGAAAUAAAUGAACUAUAUAUA